Molecule: messenger RNA, 3404 nt
Organism: [Torrubiella] hemipterigena
Lineage: Eukaryota; Fungi; Ascomycota; Sordariomycetes; Hypocreales; Clavicipitaceae
Source: the annotation of a GenBank genome assembly
GCCCAGCGGUGAUACGCCACGCGGGUACAGAGUCGAAUGUAUAUAGUUGGAUUCAUUCCCGUAUUGAAAUAUACAUUGUACAAUAUAUAAGUCUAUUUUAUUUACAAAGACAACACUAUGGCGACCGCGACUUCUGAUUUGGCCCAGGGCCAGCAUGUAGCUGCUUCAGACAUUCGCUCGUCCUUUGCAACAGCCAUGUCGGACAUGUACAGCCAGGAGGUCCCUUUAUACGACACACUCUUAUCUAUUGUUCGCACAGUAAAUUAUACGACACUCGAAGAGAAUAUCUCCCUCCGCGAUAGCUUAUUGGCGACUGAUGAUCUCGCUCGGAUCAACUUGGAGCGCCAUGGGGCAAUCCGACUUGGCACACCAGCCGAGUUGAACGCGGUUCGGAGGGUACUGAGCGUUAUGGAUAUGGCUCCCAUUGGCUAUUACGAUCUGUCCUCAGCAGGAGUCCCCGUCCACUCUACUUGCUUUCGAGCUUGGGACGCUGCGGAGCUGGCUAAGAAUCCAUUUCGCCUCUUCGUCUCUCUGUUACGGCCCGAGUUGAUCAAAGAGGACGGUCUCCGCACAGAAGCUUUGGCUAUACUUGCUAAGCGUGAGAUUUUCUCCAAAGCCAUGUAUGCGCUACUUGCGGUCUACGAGUCUAAUGGCGGCUUCACUGCUCAUGAAGCUGCCGAUUUUGUGGCAGAGGCGAUCGAGGCGUUUCGGUGGAGGUCCCGCGCCAGCGUCUCUCAUAGCCAAUACCAGCUGCUCCUCCAGGAGAGCCCAGUAUUGGCUGAUAUAGUAGCCUUUCAAUCUCCUCACAUCAACCAUCUCACCCCGCGCACGUUGGACAUUGACGCUGUCCAAGCUGCUAUGCGUGCUCAGCAGAUACCUUUGAAGCAUCAUAUCGAAGGCCCACCAAAGAGACAGGUUCCGAUUCUUCUCAGACAAACAAGUUUUAACGCUAUUGAAGAAAAAAUCGAAUUUCCAGACGGCCCCGGGCUAGGAGGCUGUGACAAGACCAUUACAGCAGGCCACACCGCUCGGUUUGGCGAGAUUGAACAACGUGGCGCAGCGCUGACUGUCAAAGGACGUCAGCUGUAUGACAGAUUGCUUGCUUCGGCGAUCAAAGCGGGUAUCACAUCAGCGGAAGGUCCCGAAUUUUCGCAAAUAUUUGCAGACUUUCCAGACUCUGUUGUAGAGAUGCAAAAACAAGACCUGGCAUGGUUCCAAUAUCGCAUUUCCGAAGACGCCAAAUCAAAGCGUCCAGAGUCAGACGAUCUUCCGUAUCUUAUUCGAAAUGGCUUUGUGGUUUUCGAACCAAUAGUAUACGAAGAUUUCCUCCCUGUGAGUGCUGCAGGAAUCUUCCAGAGUAAUCUAUCGACAAGCGAGCCUAGUAGCACACCAGUUUCUCCACACAUGGAGGACGGAAAGGAACUAUUUGAGAGGGCACUCGGGUCAAGUGUAGCAGAUGAGAUGGCAUUAUAUAAGAGAAUCCAAGAAGAUACAGUGUUGGCCUGCCAGAAAUGGGCAAGGUUAGCUAGGGCCGAGUGAAUCGGAUGGAUUUGGCUUAAAGCAAACUCAUCAGGCCAAAGGCGGCGAUUUAUGCACCGGGACGGCUGUUAUGAGAAAUGCUACUUGAAUCUAACCGGCUUGUUAAUUUUGUUACAUACUGAUUGGCUGCCAAUUCAGCAACAGUGAGAGGCUGCCGCGAGUGUUCCGUGCUCAUCUCGCCAAUAACAGGUGUUGAGGAUAUUUCAGAUACAUUACUUACCAUCGGAUCGGUUUCGAACUUUUAAUCCUUUUCCGCAGGAGAGAUUAUAGCCGUCGCCUUCUCUGCUUUCUUGCGCCACAAGAAUAUUAAGACGAUGAUGCCAAUAGCACCAGCACCUACGGAGAGAACAUAUAUCCUGUGAUGCCGAAUACCAUGGCAAAUAUGCCCUGAGGGAUGUUUACAGUGUCUUCGAGUCAUUUCAUUCAUCCAAUAAAAACACUGCAACAAUUUACAUUACAUGAUAUCCUCAAUGAAGAGCCCUCGUUGUAUAUCGUGACUAAUUAGACGCCGCGCCAGCCCAAUGGCCACUGUCACGAAUCUUAGCCACAGCCUUUUUGAGAUCCUCCACAUAAUAUCUGUGCUAGACCUGUCUAACAGACUCUGGUAACCAGUAGUAUCCCACAGAUAGACCGUACGCCAGUAGCUGAAAGGCAAUCUUGCUGGAGGGCGUAGGCUCGAGGCUGUAUUCUCUGGCAAGACGUCCAGGUAGGAUGUUGCUGGUGAUGAGCCUGGACAUGGGCAAUAGAGCUUAAAAGUUUCAUGGCAGUUUCGAAGGAUACAUGAGGGCCUGACAGAGCUCGCGUGCUUCCUCAGUGAUUUCGAGGGUAGCGAUAUUAUAGUUCCAGUACUACCAGAACUCGUCAAGCAUAUCUAGCCACAUGUCUAGCGGCAUUCGAAGCAACAUGUCCCAAAUAGCAGAUCCUUUAAACAAGGCUUCCAUAAUAUCGAGUGGCAUUACACCCAUGAUGAGCCCAUAAAUGAUAACCGUAGACACAAACAAGGUAGCAGCUGUCCACUUGUGCAGCUCAGGAUCGCUGGCAUCAUAGCCAGGACCAUUCACAGACGCAUGAUACCUGUGAAUCACCGAGAAGAUGGCUUCCUUUUCGUCUCGAGUCCCGCGCAAGGCUGCAUUGACGAACCGGGCUGUGUUUCGUAGGCGCCCUGGUAUCCGGCUGGCAAAGUUGGAGCGAGAGUGGCUGCCUUUUGCUAAACCAGGAUGCGCCUAUUGACAGAGGAUAGUAAACUGCCCAUUAAGGAGAAAAAUGUAAUUUGCUAGAAGCUCUCGAAGAAGCGUGGGCUCUUGAACAGUGUCAUAGAUGACAGGUCGCUUGUAUUUGGGCUCAUCCUUUGGACCCAACAUUCUGGAGGCAGUGAAAAUGAAGUCGACGACUUGUACAGGCUCUGCUCAUGAACCAAAUUGCAUGUGAUGCCAAAGAGAGCGCAGGAUGCUUUGUAGCCAAAUGACCAGCUAUGUGCACUUGCACCAGAACAGAAGUCGCCUGAGCAUCUGAUUCGUCAGAGUUUUUGGUGGCAGUCUUGCGGCUCCUGCGCGCUACGGCACGAUUUCCAUGAACAAGGAGCCUUGAGCAUGAGAUGUGCCGUCUCCGCCCCAUGGCUGCGCUAUUGCUUUGGCUAUUGCAGCCCGGCCCCCGGACCAUCGCAGAAUGCGGGGAAUAAGUCCGAUCAUCGAUUUCCGACCGUGGCGUAAGCGAAGAUGUUGAAUUAUCUUGACACAAUGAUCUUGAGAGACCGGUUGCUGUGUUUGAGAAUAGAGUGUGCUGUCUUGCAAUACCACACCUAUCCUGUGAGGGCUGGAUUGGGGAUGUAAAUACUUGGGCGGAAAUAUAUGAAAAGUCGUUCACGC